AUGUCACAUGCCGCAGCUCUCCUUUUUGCUGGUUCUGCUUCCUUCUUCACUUCUUCUUUCUUCAGCUUCUUUAGCUUCUUCACCACCACAAUUUCCAUGUUUCGCUUCAAGACAAACAAGUCCAAGGCUCCUCCAACUGCCCCUUCAACUGCACCUUUAGCUGCUGCUCCAGCUCCCCCUCCAGCCGCAGUUCCCCCUCCCCCACAACCUCCAUUUUUUGCACCUUCCUCCAAUGGCUCUCUGGCUCCUCCUCCACCUCCACCACCAGGAAUGCCUGCUUUUAUAAACAAUGGAUCACUGGCCCCUCCUCCUCCUCCUCCUCCUCCUCCAGGGAUGCCUGCUUUUGCAAAUAGUAACCAGGCUUCCCCUCCUCCUCCAGCCUCAGGCACUGGUGGAGCUCUACCGUUUUUAGCUGAGAUCAAUGCCAAAAGAAACGACUCAUACGUCGUCGAUAAGGUGUCUAAAAACUUCAAUCCUGCUGAGUCUGUUUCUUCUGUUUCUAAAUCCAAUUCAUCUACUAACAGUGCCCCCAAAAUUGCAAGUGCUCCUUCAAUUCCAAAAUUCUCUUCUCCAAAGACUCCCUCAUCAAUGUCCUUCAUGGAUCAAUUGAGCUCUUCCAUAGCUGGAAGAUCUAAUAACAACUCAAACAACCAAAGGAUAACAUCUUCAAGUUCAAUAAAUCCUCCCAAAUUCUCUGCUCCACCAAUCCCUAGUGCUCCUGCUCCAUCUUUACCUCCGCAACCUUCUCCCAAAAGACCUUCUCAUAGACCAAAUAAACAAAAAUUCACUCCAAAAGUCCCUACACUGAGACCUAGAAUAUCAUCCUCUAAAUUCUCCAAUAAACCAAAUGUUAAACCACCAAUAAUAACACCAUUGAAUGCUCCUCCAAUGGCUCCCCCAAUUGCCCCUCCACUAGCAAACCAAAAUUUAAACACUCAGAACGUUCCCUCAGCACCACCUCUACCUCCACCUCUUCCAAACCAAUCAAAUUCCAAUAUCCCUCCUCCGCCUAAAUUGCCAUCUUUCAAUUCCAAUAAAAGUACAAAUUCAAAACCCCAAACUUCUAAUCCCCUAGCUGGUGGUUUACCCUUUUUGGCUCAAAUAAAUGCAAGAAGAGACGAAUCAAAUGUGAUAGAUGAUAAAGCUGUUAAAAAUAAUAAAAAUGCUCAAGCUAACACUCCCGUUUCAACUCAUAAAUCCUUUUCCCAAAAAUCUUCUUCUAUAAAUAAGUUUUCGGCUCCUCCAAUUCCAAAUGCCUCUCCUCCUCCCCUCUCUUCUGUUCCAACUUUACCCAAAUCAAAACCUCCUCCGUUACCUAAUUCUAUGGCUCCUCCAUUACCAAACUUCAAAGCUCCUUCAAUUCCUAAAUCAAAUCCACCACUGGCACCAUCAGCUCCACUAGCCCCACCAAUUUCUCCAGAAAUAUCUUCAUUUUCUCUGGGAAAAAAUAAAUUUCCAAAUAAUUCUUCUCUCUCACCCCUUUCAUCUGGCUUGCCAUUUUUAGCAGAGAUAAAUCUGAGAAGAGAUGAAUCUCAUGUAAUUAAUAGUACAACUUCUCAACCGAAAAAAACCAGAAAUCAAAAUUUUCCUUCUAACUCUGCUCCAGCCCUUCCAAAAUUCUCUGCUCCUCCAAUUCCAUCGCUUCCAUCGGCUCCUCCACCUCUGUUUACAUCUCAAGCUCCUUCUAUUCCUAAAGCUCCUCCUGCCUCACCUGCACCGCCAGCACCAUCUUUUCAAGGGUUUGGCAAACAGCCUCCAAAACCUUUAAAACCCUCAAUUAAUACUCCUGCAAUAUCUAGCGGUUUACCCUUUUUAGCAGAAAUCAAUGCCAGAAGAGAUGAUUCAAAUGUUGUUGAUGAGUCUAAAGUUAAACAAUCAAAAUCUCCAUCUAAUAAUAUAGGUUUUGGUCGACCUAAUCCAUCCAAAGCUAAUGCUCCACCAAUACCAACUUUCAGUGCACCACCAUUACCCACUAUGAGUGCACCUCCAAUACCUACAUCAAGUGCUCCACCAAUACCGAAGUUUGCUGCUCCUUCCUCAAUUCCUCCAGUGGAAUCUAAUUCACAUUCCACCAUGGAUUCCAAUUCUAAUUUCGGUCCUUCUGGCGGAUUGCCAUUUUUAAAUGAAAUAAAUAAAUUAAGAAUUUCUCCAGAUCUUAAUAAACCUACUCCACUGCAAAAGUUUUCUGCUCCAAAGAUUUCUGUUGCUCCUCCUGUACCUCCUGCACCUCCUGCACCUGCACCUUCAAUAUCUGCCCCUUCUUUUCCUAAUGUCUCUACUGCUCCUGCAUUGCCAUAUUUAGAUCAAAUAAAUUCACUAAAUAAUAAGGAAACCCCUUCUGGUCAAUCUACAAAUUCCUAUCAUUUUACUCAAAACUCCCAGGUUUCCAGUUUCAAUAAUGAUAAUAAUUCUGAUUAUACUCCAAAACAUUCUUAUAAACCACCACCCCCACCGCCAGUUUCAACUGGUGGUGAUAAUGGAGGGAACAGUGAUAACGUUUCUGAAGUGGAUAAUCAUAAAUUCAAUGGCAGUUCUACUAGAAAGAGAAUGUUUUCUGUAGGAAAAAGUGAUAAUACUCAAGAAUUUUCCAGCAUUGGCUCUUCAAUAUACAAUGUUGGACUUACAAAUGGGCAGAAUAAUGAACGAUUUGAAAUUGAAGAUUCAAGAUUUGGAUUCAUCAAUCGAAAUGAUUUACCCAGACCUCGUAAAUGGGUUGGGUUACAAAAGUUAUAUCCGUCAGGAAGAGGCAGUACAGUUCCGUUAAAUUUGAGUCUUUAUAUGUAA
Molecule: messenger RNA, 2784 nt
Organism: Ascoidea rubescens DSM 1968
Lineage: Eukaryota; Fungi; Ascomycota; Saccharomycetes; Ascoideales; Ascoideaceae
Exons: 1
Coding region: 1-2784 (927 amino acids)
Source: RefSeq, a predicted model, not a curated record